Messenger RNA from Adineta steineri, 1398 nucleotides. The record is from the annotation of a GenBank genome assembly. NCBI's taxonomy places the organism in Eukaryota, Metazoa, Rotifera, Eurotatoria, Adinetida, Adinetidae.
AUGAUAAUUAUUCGUCGACAAACACGGUUUUUUCUACAUGAAAUUCGUCGUACAUUAAUUGCUGAACGUAUUCCACAAUAUAAAGAACGUUCGGCUUUAUUACCCGGUGGUCUACAUACUCCAUUUCCUACUGUUGUUGAACCCGAUAUUGAUUUAGAAUUAUUAUUCAAAAGUCAUGAACAAUUACAAGACAAUCUUCAAAGAAGACAUUGGAUUGUAGAUGUUAAAAAAGUUGAACAUGAUUAUCAACUUUGGAAAAAAUUAAAUAGACAAAUAGCUGAAGCAACAGCAAAACGACAAUCUCAACCAGAAGAAUUACGUCAAUUGGGUGAACAAUUAUAUUCUUUAAAUGCAAAAUUUCUUGUUGCAUGUUUACGAUUACCAGCUCCAUUACAUACAGCUGUACCUCAAUCAAGUAUACCAAAAUUAUUAUUUGAAUAUGGUAGUCAAAGAAAAUCAAGUUUAACUAUGAGAUCAUGGCGUGAUUUAGCAGAAGUUACAUCAAUUGAUGCUGCACCAUUUUCAUCAUUUGCAUUUGGUGAAUUUGCUCAGUUAGAAUAUAUUUUAUUGAAUUAUUUUAAUAAAAGUCUCGAUACAUAUAACAUGCAAUUUUGUGCAGCUGUUAAUGUUGUUAAAUCAUUCGUAAUUGAAGCAUUUGGUUACCAUUUUUCGGAUAUUAAAAAUGUAUUUAAUAUUGUUGUUGAACAUGAUGCGGAUGAUGAAAAUAGUGUAGAACUUUUACAUCUAUUUGGAACAUCAACACCACUUGGAAUAGUAUCACCUUUUAUACGUACAAAUUUUCUAUCAAAUGCUCUACCAUAUUAUGUAUAUUCAAUUGGACGAAAUUAUAGUCCUCAUAUCGGACAAUCAUCUUGUAUUGAAUUACUCGCAUUCUCCAGUGAACGUUCUCAGCAUUUACUUGUUGAUGAUCAUCAGAGAUCUGAUGAUGAACGAUCAAAAAAUUUCGAAGAAAUGCUUAGAAAAUCAAUUCAAUAUUCACCAACAUUAAAUCCAAAUGAAAUCAAUUUAAAAUCAAAUUCUAUUGAUUUUAUUUUUAUACAAUUAGCAGCUAUAAUAACAAAUUUAUAUUAUCGUUUAAAUUUACCAAUACGUGUAUGUCUUUCUCCAUCAUAUGAACUCUUAUCAUAUGAAUCAUUACGUUUAACAAUUGAAGUUUAUCUUCCAUCACAAAUUGAUUAUGUACGUGUUGGAUCUGUUUCAUUAAUUGAUGAUUAUCUUGCACGAAGACUUAUGAUUAAACAUAAUGAUAAUAAAAGUUAUGUUGCAAUGGUACAUGCACGUGUUGCAGAUGUAUCACAAUUAUCGAAAUGUGUUCUAGAAGCUUCACAAACAAUUGGUAGAGGAAUUAAAUUACCAGCAGCAUUAUCAAUUCAUUAA